AUGGCUUCCUUAUUAUCUAACCAGGCACUCCCUUGGGGACAAAGGGUUUCUGCGAAGCGUCAAGCCUGUUAUUACGCCCUGCCAGCUUCAUGGCUAUUAGACCAAAAGCUUUUGGAGUCUCUAGAGACACCAUGGGAGAGAUGCAGGAAUAAUAUGGUAGAACUAAAUGCCUUUCGAGAAUCCGGCAUACUUUCUGAACGCGAGCUGCGAAUUACCGAGCAAUAUAAUGUGGCUGAACUUCUUGGACUCAUAUCGUCAGGUGAAAUUACUGCUUUGGAAGCCACUCUAGCAUUUUCAAAGCGUGCGGCAAUAGCACAGCAGUUGACGAACUGUCUAACCGAGACAUACUUUCCACAAGCGCAGCAGAGGGCAAAGCAGCUCGACUUACUAAGAGAAAACGGCGAAACCGUCGGCCCAUUACAUGGACUCCCGAUAAGUCUAAAAGAUACCUUUCAAAUAAAGGGCAGUGAGGCAACUAUUGGUAUGGUUGCAUUCUUGGACCAAGCCUCGACGACUAAUUCAUGCCUGGUGGAUAUCUUAAACGACUUGGGAGCCGUGUUGUAUUGCAAAACUAAUGUCCCUCAGACAUUAAUGACCGCAGAUUCAGAUAACAAUGUGUUUGGACGAACCUUAAACCCCUGGAACACAGCAUUGACUGCUGGUGGUUCUAGUGGUGGUGAGGGCGCUCUCAUUGCGAUGCGCGGAGCCGCAAUUGGCGUUGGUACAGAUGUUGCCGGCUCUAUUAGAAUCCCAGCCCUAUGUUGUGGCACAUAUGGCUUCCGCCCGACGACUGGCCGCAUCCCGUACGGCAAGCAAAGAGGCUGCGCAAACCCGGGGUUUCGUCCAAUACCCCCAUGCGCCGGACCUCUCAGCAACGAUAUUGAUUCUCUCCCCAUCUUUAUGAAAGCCGUGUUAUCUGCGAACCCCAGACGAUACGAUGCUACCGCUACCGACGUUCCGUGGCGUGAGAUUCAAGGUUCGAGUGCGCGAAAGUUACGUCUAGGUCUGGUCCCUGAGGACCCAAGAAUUCCACUCCACCCACCAGUCCAGGCAGCACUAAAAGAGGCAGUCCACCUACUAGAGAAACAAGGCCACGAGAUUGUGAAACUUAGUCCGGAGGAGUGCCGCGUGGACCAAGCCUGCCAAGUUUCGUGGAGUCUUUUGGGACUUGAUGAUAUGCCCAAUCGUCGUGUUCUCGAAGCCGGCGAGACGGCUGUCCCAUCAAGGCUGCGGUUUCAACAGGCGAUUAGCAAAAUGGGCAUGGAACAUGUCGCUGACAUUCACGGGCUAGACCCCUUGCAGAAAUACGCUGCAUUGACGGUAAAGCGGGCCAGCAUUGCCGAUGACUGGAACCAGCUCUGGGUGAGCAAGCGACUCGAUGCCGUUGUAGCACCGGCCGCUCAGAACUCCGCCGUUGAGCAUGAUGAGUUCAACGUGCCUGCGUAUACGGUAUUCCUCAACCUUUUAGAUUAUCCUGCAUGCGUGAUUCCAUUUGGAAAAGUUGCCGGAAUCGAGGUGAACUUCAAGGUCGGAUCGGGUCAAUCAACACCACAGUAUAACCCAAAGGCUCUGGAAGGAGCACCACUGUCCAUUCAGGUGUUUACGUCGUCGAUGCGUGAUGAGGAGUGUCUUGAUGUCGCAAAAGUGGUUGAUGAGUGUUUGCGCCAGGGUGAUAGCCACAAAGCUCGAUUCUAG
Metarhizium robertsii ARSEF 23 is the source of this 1695-nucleotide messenger RNA. Its product is annotated as general amidase-B. Lineage: Eukaryota; Fungi; Ascomycota; Sordariomycetes; Hypocreales; Clavicipitaceae. The record is from RefSeq and is a predicted model, not a curated record. The transcript has 6 exons. The coding region runs from base 1 to 1695 and encodes 564 amino acids.